Trametes versicolor FP-101664 SS1 is the source of this 559-nucleotide messenger RNA. RefSeq lists its product as uncharacterized. The annotation marks the transcript as partial. The transcript has a single exon. Lineage: Eukaryota; Fungi; Basidiomycota; Agaricomycetes; Polyporales; Polyporaceae. The record is from RefSeq and is a predicted model, not a curated record.
CCCUCUUUUCCUUUCAGACACCGCAGGACGGUUCGAUCGAGGAUGUCCGAGCGGACCUCUGCAGGUCACGAGAAGCACUGGCCCCCGCGCCGGUACUCUUCACAGUGCUGCAUCUGCAGCGAAUUUUGCGCGUCCCAAGGCUACGGGUUCGACCGGCCGACGGUGAGCUCGUCGACGGCACGGCGCCAAGCUGCAGGUUCUGGACUACCUUCACGCCUUGCAGAUCGCCAUGCGGUCGGUCUGACGGACCCGCCAGCACAAAGGGACCGGCACUGCACCAGAGCCCAAGUCCGUGCCACUCCGUCUCGCUCAGCAACGGCCGUGCCGACAGCUCCCAGCAAUACAUCGCCAAGUGGCACUCCUCUCAGCGUCCCUGUCGCCGCCGCACACCCCGUUACCGAGCGAAGACUAGGUAGGGCCAGCAGUGCCACUCUAGCGAAGAUUCCAGGGCCUCGCCUGUCAGAAGAGAAGGCCUUCAUUCCCCGAGCCUAACCCCAUACGCCCCCGCACGGCCCGCGCGCGCGACCUCCGGCGUUCAGGCCCUCGUCCCAAGGCCUCC